Molecule: messenger RNA, 2331 nt
Organism: Pelobates cultripes (western spadefoot toad)
Lineage: Eukaryota; Metazoa; Chordata; Amphibia; Anura; Pelobatidae
Source: the annotation of a GenBank genome assembly
AGAAUGGAGAGACCCAGAAGGAUAGUUUUCCAAGAUGAAGUUGAAAAACUGAGAGACAACAAAAGAGGAGUUACCAAUACCAUCCAUUUCUCAGAUAAAGGCAGUGAAACUGGAGCCUUAAAUUAUUCUGUUCCAAUCGGGCAUCGACCAAAGCCUCAUGUUGUACCAGAUUAUGUACUGUAAGCAUUUUACCCCCAAAUGAAGCGAUUGUAUGUCAGGUAAACAAUAGGAAGUAUUCCUCACAGAAGGGAAAUCAAAUAAAAAGAAGCCAGAUAUAGGAUUUACAUUGUGUUGUAGAUGUAGAAACUGAGGUGGACAGAUUUUGAGCUGCAGGGAAAACCAGAAUUUGGUUGUGUUGGGAGAUGGAACAGUGAAAUGGACUGGUUAGGGGGAGAGUUAUGGCACUGUGUAAGUUUGGCUUGUCAAAGAAAAAAAAAGUGUGGAUUUGGUGAGGGAAAGGAAGGAAAAUUGGAAUGGACAGGGUGUAAAUGUAGGGAAUUAAGUGGGGAGAAGGCACAGAUUUGAACGUACGAAAAAGUAACCCAGCAGUGGCAUUCACUUUAAAUUUUAAUUGAGGGUUUUUGUGACAAUAUCAACCCAAAAAUCCUAGUCUGUCUCUGCUCACUUCCUUUAGUUUCUCAACCUAGGUUAAAUGUACCUUGGAGAUACAGAUAAAAGAAGGAGAAAUACAACUUAAGGAACUCUGAACUAGUGACAGAUUUGUUUUCAUUCACCCAGGUUGUUUGAGUAUUAUUUAGGGUGAGGUGUGGAGGUAAGCAUACAACAUGGUUGCCCUCCCAGCAAUUACAGUGUUCCAUAUGACAUAAAUAAAUGUUAUAACAAAAUUAACCCAAAGCAUAUUACGGCUAACAUUUACUUAGCUACCGGGUUGUGAAUUACAGAAAUCCUGGACAUGGUAGUUCUUUAGAUAUAUAUUUAAACUUCAGUGUCAUCUGCCAUCCUAGCACUUCUGAGACAAACUGAGUGAUAUCAGAGAAUCAAUACAUAUAAAGAUACAUAUUAAUUAGCUAAUUAAUAAAACGUAAAAGGAUAUAUUUUUUUAGAAAACUGUGAAAUUAUCUAAAAGUGUAAAUAUGUCACGGGGCUUGAAAUAUCCGCUCACCAGAAUCUAGUUGACCUUUGCCGUCCUGGUGAGUAGAAAUUCAGCCCAGGUAAGUUGCAUUGUUGGAUACUCUAGGCUUCCAGAAGCAAGUUAAUUUUAAGACAUGACUAGUAGCGUAGAACUUGAAAUCGUAAGCCAUACAUAAUGCAUUAACUUUGCAAAACAUCACCAUCAUCAAUAUAGUAAUAUUAGGUUAUGUUUAGGUAAUGUCUAUAAUUUUAGGUAAACCUUAAAACCAGUAUACAACCUAAUAAAUAUUAAUACUGCACUCUGAAAACACCAAAAAAUGUGUCUAAUCGAGACAAAAAUUAUCAGAAUUAUGCAAAGUUUAAUCAGUAAAUAUUUUUCAAGAAAUUUAAAAUCAUGUAUCAAAAUUGUCACAUGCAGCAUGGUUCAAAACCGCAAAAGACCUCAGCAUGUAGUACAACCUUUGUUUUUAACCAAAAUUCAUCUUAUGUACACAUCUCAUGUAUGUAUCUGCAAUAUUGUUAAUAAUUCUGAUACUUUUUGUCUCUAUUAGAAACAUUUUUUUGGUGUGUCAGAGUGCGGUGUUAAUAUUUAUUAGGUUGUAUAUAUUUUUGGGGGGUCUGCUUGGGAGUGACCUCUAAUACCUGCACCACCUCGUGGAGAGUGCCAGCACAUUAAAAGUGCAGAAAGAAUGUAGACAUUUUUGAAAAUAAUACAAUAAUCAAUGUUGCAAUGUUACAAUGUUUCUCGCCCUGUUUUAGCAAAUUGUGAAUUUUAUCUGUUUUCUUCGAAACAUCAGUGAAUUAUUUUUCAUCACGUUCCUGUAUGUUACCCAUAGUAAAGAAUCCCAGAAAAUAUUGGAGCUUUAAACAUAAAAUAAUAUAUCUACAGUAAUAAUGAAGUGCAAAUUCUCAUCCAAUCAGAAUUCUCUUUUUGUAAAAUUCCUAUAAAUAAAAAAAACUUUUGCAAGGUUUUUUUUUUUUUUUUACCAGUCUAUGUUAAUGUGUGCUUCUUCAUGCUAUUUCUAGUUCAAGAAUAGCUGUUAUUUAAUUAGCUAUCGGUUUUUCAGGAAAUACCCAGGAAUCAGGAAUGCAGAAGAACGUGAAAAUUAUAAAGCUGUGUUUAAUGACCAAUAUGCAGAAUAUAAAGAGUUAUAUGGGGAGGUGAAAACAGCCUUGCUUAAAUUUAAAGAGCUGGACAACAUGAUGAAUAAACUGACUAGUGGGCCACAGAGCUCUAAG